GCGGAGCCUGAAACGUAGAGACACCAGGACCGAAGUACCGGCUGACAUGUCUCCUCCAUAUCAGGGACUGAUCUUUCUCCUAUUAUUCUACAAUGCCUGCGCUAACCCUGUGUUCCAACCUUCCCUGGUCCUGGACAUGGCCAAGGUCCUCCUGGACAAUUACUGCUUUCCGGAGAACCUGGUAGGAAUGCAAGAAACUAUUGAGCAGGCAAUAAAAAGUGGGGAGAUCCUACACGUCUCGGACCCGUACACCUUGGCCAAUGUCUUCACGGCUGGAGUACAGGGUUCCUUGAACGACCCCCGCCUCAUCGUCUCCUAUGAGCCGGCAGACACGGUGGUGAAGCCAGACGUGGAGACCAUCCCGUCUCCUGAGGAGCUUCAGUUCCUGGUGGACCAGUCCAUUAAAUACGAAGUCCUCCCGGGAAACGUUGGGUAUCUUCGCGUUGACUGCAUCAUCGGCCAAGAUGUGGUGCAGACGGUUGGACCUUUUCUCGUCAAAAACAUAUGGGAGAAACUCAUGCCAAGUUCUGCCCUCAUCCUGGACUUCAGGUACAGCACCCAGGGUAAGGUCUCCGGAAUCCCUUUUGUUGUCUCCUACUUAUGCGAUGCCGAACCCGUUGUCCACAUUGACACUAUUUAUAACCGUCCCACCAAUACCACCAUCGAACUGCGCACAUUGCCUGCACUGAUAGGCGAAAGAUACAGCAAGGAUAAAGAUGUGAUAGUUCUGACCAGCAAGUUCACCCAAGGUGUGGCAGAAGAUGCUGCGUACAUUCUCAAGCAUAUGAACAGGGCCGUACUCGUCGGGGAGAAGACUGCAGGCGGCUCGCUGAACAUACAGAAGAUAAAGAUUGGCCAGUCUGAUUACUAUAUCACAGUGCCCGUGUCCAGGUCUAUCAGUCCUCUUACUGGGCAGAGUUGGGAGGUGGCCGGUGUCUUCCCUUGUGUGGUUGUCAAUGCAGAAGAUGCUUUGGACAAAGCUUUGGCUAUUCUGUCAGUCCGUUCUAAGAUUCCUGUUGUGUUACAUCAACUGAGUGAGAUCGUGGGCAAGUUCUACGCUUUCUCGGACCGCGUACCAACCUUACUGAAACUCCUCUCCACGAUGGACUACUCUUCAGUUGUUUCUGAGGAAGAUCUUGCCGCCAGGUUAAAUUAUGAACUUCAGUCAGUAACCGAGGACCCAAGACUUCUGAUCAGAGGAAAGUCGGAAACCCCGGCCAUUCCUGAAGCAUUUCCUUCUGCUCAAGAUCUACCAGAUGAUGAGAAUGUUCUCCAAGCCUUGGUCAACACAGUUUUCAAAGUUAACAUCCUUCCUGGAAACAUUGGCUAUCUUCGCUUUGAUGAGUUUGCAGACAUCUCCGUCCUUACCAAGUUGGCCCCCUACGUUGUCACCAAAGUUUGGGACCAAAUCACCAGCACAGAUAAUCUUAUCAUAGACUUAAGGUACAACAAUGGCGGGCCAUCCGGAACUGUUCCUCUGCUUUUAUCCUACUUUCAGAAGGCAGAGUCCACAAUCCGUCUCUACACUACUUACGACCGCCUCGAAAAUUCUACCAAAGAAUUCUAUAGCCUGCCCGAACUUCUGGGACAACCCUAUGGAGCUCAUAGAGGGGUCUAUGUGUUGACUAGUCACAAAACGGCCACAGCAGCUGAGGAAUUUACCUACCUGAUGCAGUCUUUAAGCCGAGCCACUAUCAUUGGUGAAAUUACAUCGGGGACCCUCAUGCACUCUCGGACAUUCAAUCUGGAAGAAACCCAAUUAACUGUUACAGUGCCAGUACUAAACUUUAUAGACAACAAUGGCGAAUGUUGGCUUGGUGGAGGUGUCGUUCCAGAUGCCAUUGUUCUGGCAGAAGAAGCCUUAGACAAAGCUAAAGAAAUAAUUGCAUUUCACCCAGAAGUGUUUGCAUUGGUGGAAGGCACAGGACAACUUCUAGAAGUCCAUUAUGCCAUUCCGGAAGUGGCUAUCAAGGUUAGUCAGGCCAUACAACAAAAGUGCUCUGAGGGUAAAUACCGCUCGGUGGUGGACCUAGAGUCAUUGGCAUCUCAACUUACAUAUGACAUUCAGGAGAUCUCGGGGGAUCAUAGACUUCAUGUCUUCUACAGUGACAUAGAACCUGAAGUCUCUGAAGAAAAACCACCAAAGAUCCCCUCCCCCGAAGAACUCAACUACAUCAUUGAUGCCUUGUUCAAAAUAGAAGUGUUACCAGGAAACAUAGGUUAUCUGCGGUUUGACAUGAUGGCGGACUCAGAGAUUAUUAAGGCCAUCGGUCCUCAGUUAGUCAGCCUUGUGUGGAAUAAGCUUGUUGACACAAGUUCCCUAAUAAUUGAUAUGAGGUUUAACACUGGCGGCUACUCCAAUGCUAUCCCCAUUUUCUGUUCCUAUUUCUUUGACCCAGAGCCUCUUCAACAUCUGUACACAGUGUAUGACCGCAGCACAUCAACCGGCACUGAAAUCUGGACACUGCCAGUGGUGGCUGGCCAAAGAUAUGGAUCCACUAAGGACAUUUAUGUUCUCACAAGUCACAUGACUGGAUCAGCUGCUGAAGCCUUCACAAGAUCGAUGAAGGAUCUGAACAGGGCCACCAUCAUUGGUGAGCCAACUAGUGGGGUGUCUCUAUCUGUUGGCAUGUAUAAAGUAGGGGAUAGCCACCUGUACGUGUCCAUUCCGAAUCAAGUGGUGAUCAGUUCGGUGACCGGUAAAGUGUGGAGCGUGUCUGGUGUUGAGCCCCAUGUGGUCAUUCAAGCCCAUGAAGCCAUGAAUAUCGCCCACCAUAUCAUCAACCUGCGCUCCAAGAUUCCCUCUGUCAUCCAGACUGUGGGCAAGUUGGUGGCAGAUAAUUACGCGUUUGAAGAAACAGGGGCAGAAGUGGCCUCUAAAUUACUCUCACUGGCAGACAAAGUGGACUACGACAUGAUAAAAUCUGAAGUGGAGCUAGCCGAGAAACUGAACUACGAUCUGCAAACCCUUUCUGGAGACGUCCACCUGAAAGCAGCAUACAUACCCGAGAACUCCAAGGAUCGCAUCCCCGGGGUGGUGCCUAUGCAGAUCCCGUCUCCCGAAAUGUUUGAGGAUCUGAUAAAGUUUUCCUUCCGUACGGACGUGUUUGAGAAGAACAUCGGGUACAUGCGGUUCGAUAUGUUCGCUGACUGGGAUCUUCUUCACCAAGUAUCAGAUCUUCUGGUCGAACACGUCUGGAAGAAGGUUGUGGGGUCAGACGCCCUAAUAAUUGACUUGAGAUAUAACAUCGGGGGCCCCACCAACUCCAUCCCAGCGCUCUGCUCCUAUUUCUUUGAUGUGGGGACCCCCAUUCUCCUGGAUAAAAUCUACAGCCGGACGGCAAAUGCUGUCACUGAAGUGUGGACUCUGCCCCAGAUCGCAGGUGUGUCAUUCGGCUCCACAAAGCCCCUGAUGGUCCUGACCAGCUCUAUGACCGCGGGGGCCGCCGAAGAGUUCGUCUACAUCAUGAAAAGGUUGGGGCGCGCGCAUAUCAUUGGAGAAAAGACAAGUGGGGGCUGCCAACCCCCCCAGACCUACCACGUGGAUGACACCCACCUCUACCUGACCAUCCCCACAUCCCGCUCCGCCUUAGGAGAACCCAACGGGUCCUGGGAAGGAAAAGGGGUGUCACCUGACCUGGAGAUCCCCACCGAAACCGCUCUGCAGGAGGCGAAGAAGAUCCUGGCCUCUCAGCUACAGGGGAGCAGAUAGGAGGAGGAGGAGCAGAUAGGAGGAGGAGGAGGAGCAGAUAGGAGGAGGAGGAGCAGAUAGGAGGAGGAGGAGGAUGUCCUAUCUGUGGGGGGGGGGUAUAUUAUUAUUAUUAUUUAUUACAAUACACCACACACUACACAACAUACAGUGCACCGCACAAUACACGCCAUAUGGUGCACUGCACACUACACAACAUAUGGUACACCGCACACUACACAACAUAUGGUACACCGCACAGUACAUGCCAUAUUGUGCACCGCAGAGUACACGCUAUACAAUACACCGCACAGUACACGCCAUACAGUACAGAGUAGGAAGCCCUGGACUACAGAGUAUCAAAGCCCAAUAGUUCUGGGUCAGUGGUCUCAAACUGUGGCCCUCCAGAUAUUGCAAAACUUCAACUCCCAGCAUGCCCAGACAGCCAACAGGCUGUUUCUCUUGGUCCUCGGUCCUCGGGGGCGGUCCAUCAUUUUCCAUAGAUCUUUAUAGUAGUCAGGAGUUGAGGGAAUGUUCUGACGUUUCAGUGUUUAGGGGAUUUGACGCUCUGAUCUCUACAGAAAUAUUGGGGACAGGACUUUGGGCGG
Messenger RNA from Hyla sarda, 4296 nucleotides. RefSeq names its product retinol binding protein 3 (gene RBP3). The record is from RefSeq and is a predicted model, not a curated record. Lineage: Eukaryota; Metazoa; Chordata; Amphibia; Anura; Hylidae. Gene Ontology annotation, molecular function: serine-type peptidase activity. Gene Ontology annotation, biological process: proteolysis. The transcript has 4 exons. Bases 47 to 3712 code for a protein of 1221 amino acids.